CAGGAUCGUUACCACGGUUUUAACUAUUCAUCGUUCACGAAGUUCGGUUCGGCGUCGGCCACCGAGAUGACCGGCAAGAAUUUCGAUAAGUGGCUGAAAGAUGCCGGUGUCCUGGAUUCGAAGAACAUCACCACCACAAUGACUGGAAUCGCAUUCAGUAAAGUGGCGGGGUAUGCAAAGAAGAAAACGAAUUUUGAAGAGACGAAAAAAGUCAUCGUAGGAGUGGCUGAAGAUCGUGCGCGGCAGAGCAAGAAGACGGUUCAGGAGGAAUUGGACGCAAUUACGGAAAAGCUAGCACGAUUGGAUGCGCCGACUCUAAACAGUGCGGCGAAAGCGGACGCAAACGGCGUAUACCAGCGCCUGACCGAUCACACCAAAUACACCGGAGCGCAUAAAGAACGAUUUGAUGCUGACGGCAAAGGUCAGAAAUACUUUUUUAAAUGCAUAACUUUUUAUUUAAAUGAUAAAAAGGGAUAG
Messenger RNA from Angiostrongylus costaricensis, 477 nucleotides. Lineage: Eukaryota; Metazoa; Nematoda; Chromadorea; Rhabditida; Metastrongylidae. The record is from the annotation of a GenBank genome assembly.